This is a messenger RNA of Zeugodacus cucurbitae (melon fly), 1782 nucleotides long. RefSeq names its product nuclear pore complex protein Nup58 (gene Nup58). The record is from RefSeq and is a predicted model, not a curated record. Gene Ontology annotation, cellular component: nuclear pore. Lineage: Eukaryota; Metazoa; Arthropoda; Insecta; Diptera; Tephritidae. The transcript is spliced from 2 exons. Gene Ontology annotation, molecular function: structural constituent of nuclear pore. Gene Ontology annotation, biological process: nucleocytoplasmic transport. Bases 191 to 1657 code for a protein of 488 amino acids.
AUUGAUUACACUCGCAAUAGUUUACUGACAAUCCUUUUGUAAGCAGCUGUCAACAGCAACAAAUUAGCUCAAAUGCUCGCGCUAAAAAUUUAAAGAGUAUUUCAUAAACUUAUUAAAUUAUUAAGUGUUUUCAGAAAAAAAAUCGUGAAAAUAAAUUAAUUGUUGAGAUAUUAGCAAAGCAACUGUGAACAUGUCUGGAUUUUCUUUUGGAAACCCGUCACAACAACAGGCGGCUGGUUUUAGUUUCGGCACUUCUGCAGCACCGGCCGCAGCUAGCACGCCAGCAUUUGGAGCUGCUGCAGCGCCUACGUUUGGUGCGAAUGCUGCAACUGCCACCACCGGCUUUGGCGCAACCGGAUUUGGAGCAGCUACGACGGCACAAGCGCCUGCAUUUGGAGCAACCGCAAAUCCAACAGCGACCGUAGCACCAUUUGGUGCAAGUGCUACAACUGCAGCACCUGCUUUUGGGGCUCCACCUACUGCCGCUGUAGCGCCCACCUUUGGUACAGCGGCUCCCACAUUCGGUGCAACAGCCGUCAGCAGCGCAGCACCGUCUUUUAACUUUGGUGGUUUGGGGGGAACAGCUACAACAGCGAAUGCGCCAACGAGUGCAGCACCAGCAUUUGGUUUUGGCGGACUUGGUGGUACGGCUGCUACGAGUACGGCGACAUCAACUGCACCGACGCUCGGUUUCAGUGGUCUAGGUGGUGGUUUGUCGUUUGGUAAACCCGCAGGCACAACGACAUCCGCUAGUUUAAAUUUCGGCACAACAACAACUUCAGUUGCAACAGGCGGAAUGUGGAAGCCAGCUGCCACCUCAACCACGGCGACUGCUACACCGUUUGUUGGUCUGGGUGGUGUUGAUGUAAGUUCAACGCAACCAAAAGCGGGCGAUCUAAAACAAGACAGCGUCAAGAUAAAAGAAACUAUUGUGCCAGAUGAGAUCGCAAAAACUGUUGACACUCUUAAAUCGCACAUAAAAGCACAAAAAACACUUUCCUCAGAUAUUGGACGCACAUCUACUUCGAAACUGUCCAAUGUAUCCAACGAAAUAAACAAUAUCCAAUGGGCACUCCAGGAGAUUUCCAACUCGGUGGACACCAACUACAAACAAAUAAAGCUGCUGCGUAAGGAAACCUCAAAAACCAUACAGGCUGUGGAAAUGGCGCAGCGUACACAGGAUACGCCAGCUGGGCUACAAUUUGAAAAUACAGCUCCCUUUCAAUUCUUCCUCAGUUUAGUAGCCAAGUAUGAGCAGGAUUUGAUCAACUUUCGUCAGCAAAUUGCGUUAACUGAGCACCAUAUGCGCUCGCUAACCAAUCCGCAAACAGUAUCCCCCGACGAUUUGAAACGUGGCUUCCGACAAAUAAACGAGAGCUUCGUUUCGCUCGCCGGACGUUUGCACGAAUUGCACCAGAAAGUGGAGACGCAGAAAGAACAAUUCCUGAACUUACGAAAAUAUCGCCUGCGCGAUACUACAAAUGUAUUUGCCAAGAUCGACAAUCCCGAAAGCAAGGUCGACACAGCGAAUAUCACCUGCGGACCGACACCGUUUUCCAAUAUUUCUGCAAUGAGCGCAUUUGGAAAGAGCUUUAACAACGCAUCGGCAGCAGCGGCGGGAAGGACUGGGAACGCUGCGACGGCUGGUGCUAAAUGAUUGAGUGAAUGAGAAUGAUAUUGUUAAGGAAAUGUUUUCUCUGAUAAUGUUUGGAUAUAACCGUUAACACUUUAUUGCAAAUCGUUUUUAAUAAAAGAAAGCACUUUUUGAAAAUUCUGAAAUAA